Emiliania huxleyi CCMP1516 is the source of this 3609-nucleotide messenger RNA. RefSeq lists its product as hypothetical. The transcript has 8 exons. The coding region runs from base 43 to 3609 and encodes 1188 amino acids. NCBI's taxonomy places the organism in Eukaryota, Haptophyta, Isochrysidales, Noelaerhabdaceae. The record is from RefSeq and is a predicted model, not a curated record.
GCUUGUGUGGCUUUCCCUCCUCUCGGCUAAACCGCUGGUGGCAUGUUGUGCAUCGCUGCCGUCGCCGCCGCCGAGCACGUCGCCACUGCUCCCUCCGAUCCGCCGCCGCCGCCAGAGGACAAUCUCGACUGCCUCGCUGUGGGGACAGAGGCCCUGCGAGGCGCCUCGCUGGAGAGGGCGGAGCUUGAGGCGCUCUGCGAGCAGAAGAAGGCGUCCUUCCGCACCGUCGACGACACGUUUGUGUGGGUCGAGGCGGAUGCAGCAGCCGUGGAAUGCGCCGGCCCAGACUGCCCGUCUGCAGUCCGCAACGAGGGCGCCGGCGACUCCGGCGACGGCGCCGGCGACUCCGGCGACGGCGCUGGCGACUCCGGCGACGGCGCUGGCGACUCCAGCGACGGCGCUGGCGACACUGUCGGCGAAUCGUCCGGCGGCCUCUCUCUCCGCCGCAUGUGGAGCUCUCUCUGCCGCCUGUGGGACUUUACCGCGCACAUUGGCGCGGUCGGGACCGGCACCAGCGAGGUCGAUAGCGUGGUCGGGACCGGCUGCCUCUCGGUGCUCGCGUGGCUUGCGGUGGUAUACGGCUCCGAGAAGAGCCUGGAGCUCGGCGUGCCGCACCCGGCGCUCGCGGAGCGCAUCAUCGGCGGCCCCGAGACGGGCUUGGCCCGAGACGGCCUGCUCCUCCCGCUCUUCGUCUGCCGCGUCGUCCUCGUCUGGUGCGACGCCUUCCUCCUCGGCUCUCUGCUGCUGGUGGCCGUCGACGUGGCGACCGUCGGGAUAGCGAUCCUCCUCUCGUGCGGGCCGUCCCUUGCCCUCUACCGCCACGCCAGGUACCGCCACCUCGCCAUGAGGCACGUCCAGUACCGCCGCUUCGUCAUCGGGCAUGGCCGGCUCCUCUUCCUCGCGCUGAUGCUCGGCGCGAGCUCGCGCGUCGGCCUCGACGCCGCCGCCCGCCUCGCCGCCUCCUUCCGGGCGGCGUCCCGCGGCGGCAUCUGGGCGGCAGGCAGCUUCCUUGUGCCGCGCUGCGCCUUUGCCAUGCUCGGCCUCCGCAUCUGCGAGGGGCUCGCGAGCCGCCUCCGGCGCGGCGGCAGCCUGCUCGCGCCGCAGCUGCUGCUGCAGGGCGCCGCCGCCUACGCCGCUCACCGCUGGUCGAACGGCCUGCCCCUCUGGUCUGACUGGCCUCCCUGGUCUGACUGGCCUCUGUGGCCCUCCGACGCCGGCGGCCCGCUCGCCGACGCGACCGCUCCGCCGGCGCUGGAUGGCCCCGAGGCGGAGGCGCGCGCGGGCUUGGACGGGAUGGUGAUGCAGCUCGCGCUCUUUUUGCACGUCUCGACCACCUCCAGCGAGGAGCGGGCAAGCGAGCUCUUCUCUCCGGGCGCGUCGGCCGUCCUCGCGGGCAGCUCGGUCUGCCGUAUCGUCGUCUGCCUGAUCUCGACCAGCGGGGCGGGCGCGGCCGAGGCCCGCGACUUUGCGCUCGUCAGCAUGGUCUUCUCGCUCAUCGCGCUCACCGCGGCGGCUCGAUUUGUAAAGGAUGCGGUGGAGGCGAAGGUGUGGGACCGGCCGGUCAGCGCAGCCCUUUCGGCGGUACCGUUCGUGCUCGGGCUGCUGCCGAUCGCGCCGAGGCUCACCAGCGGCGGCGUGCUGGCGGUGGCGUCGCACGUGCCCUCCCUCCUCUGCCUCACGGCGGCGGCGCUGCUCUGCCUUGACUUUGGCGCUUGCCUCUGGACGGGCAAGAUCGAGGGCCUGGCAUCGGCCUCUGAUUCGGGCGUCAUCCACGACAUCCACGACACCGCGCGCGCGCUCGAGGAUACGGCGCUGCGCCGCCGCAGCCGGCGGAACGAGCUCUACUUCGGCGUUUGCUGCCACCACAGCAGGGACAUCUCGCUCACUCUGCUCUUUGUGGCGGGCGCGUGGAUGGCGCCGUACCCGUCCGCUUGCCUCGUCGCGCUCAAGCUCAGCCUCCUCGUCGUCUACUGGUGCGGCACCGAGGAGAAGUACGCAAAGUACUUGCUCGUCGGGUGGGCGGUCGCCACCGCCUUCCACCUCCUCCCCCUCCUCGAUUGGCUCGGCGUCUCCAACCCGACGGACUGGGCGGCGGCCGCGCUGCUCCCGCCCACGUUCGCCGUGACGUACAGCGCCGUCCUCAACAUGCGCCUUGCGGCGCUGACCGCCUUUUGGACCCGCGAGCUGCGCGCAGGUGCGAGGCCGUGCCCGGAGCUCACCGGCGCCAUGGACAGCAGCGGCGACGCGUACUGGUGGGUGCGGCCCGCCUUCUUUCGGACGCCGCCCCCGGCGGUGCUCACGCAGUUCCGCGCCGAGUGGGCCGGCUGCGCGGCCAAGGUGGGCGUGGCCGUGGUGUGCUUGGGCCUCGCGAUGCGCGCGAGCCCACUGCUGCUGCAGACCGCGCUGCUGACGGCGUGGAUCCAGACAAACGUCGACCUCUUCCUCGCCACGCUGACGGGCCUGGCGUGGGGCGGCCACACGGCGCUGCGGCUUCCCGCGCAGCUGGAGGCGGUGCCGUCGAGCAUGCUCGAGGUGCCCUUCUCGGCCACGCUCUCGCAGGACAUGCACGAGAUGCCGCCCUCCGCCCUCCGCCGCUCGCUCCUCCUCGCCGCCGCCGUGCAGUGUUGCGUCUGCCAAGACGCCGACGUCUCCAUUCGCUUCUCGUGCGGCCACGCGGUUUGCUGCGGCGCCUGCUCUUCGGCGCUGCAGCGCGGCACUGCAGACCGGCCGUCGCAAGGAUGCCCGAUCUGCAGAACGCCCUUCGUCGCCGUCGACUCGGGGGGCCACGUCGCGCUGGAGCCGAGCUGGCUGAUGCCUCCGCUGGGCUUCCCCACGGUGAUGCUCUGCUGCGCCGUCGUCUGCGCGAGCACUCUGGCCGAUAGCGCCGAGCUCUUGGCGCGGGCCCGGGAGCUCACAGCCACCUGCCUCGCUGGCAGCGCGGAAGCGGACGGCCUUGGGGCGGCGGUCGCGUCGUGCGGUGCCACCGCGGCGGCGUUGGUGCGCCAGCUGUUCUCUUCCCUCGUCCCGCGCCAGCACGGCAGCACGUUUGCCGUGUCGGGGCUGGCGAUGCUCCUGCAUCGCGGCGCUUUUGCGGGGAUGGCUGCUGGUCGCGGUGCUCGGGGGGGGACAAAUCUCCUCCUCCGCUACGGCUGGCUCGACACCGGUCUGGCUCUGCUGGCCGCCCUGCUGAUGCCGCGUGCCGACCGGUGCGGCCGAAUGCUGAUGCAGUUAGCUUGCGUCAGCACGACCUUCACCUUCAAUGUGGGUCUCCUCAGCGUGGCCGGCCAUCUGCGGAUCAGCGACGAGAUUGACAACCUGCAGCUCGAGCCGCCGUUCACUCCGCGCCGCGCCGCGUGUGCCAUAUGCAGCGCGGUCGCGUCCUUCGCCCUGCACGGCUUGCUGCCCGUCGGCAUGACUUGGCUCGGGCGCGACUUUGACGCAUACUGGCGCCUUGCGUCGACCAGCCUGCUCGCGGGGUGCAUGCGGUACUUUACCUCGCUUCUGCUUGACGACGAUCCCGAAGGCGCCUCGCGUUCGCCUUUCGCCCCUCCCGGGAGGGCGUGGGACUUGUCUCUGGCCGUGGCUGAGCCGUGCCUGAGCCGUGCCUGA